Messenger RNA from Toxoplasma gondii ME49, 5976 nucleotides. Its product is annotated as phospholipase, patatin family protein. Gene Ontology annotation, biological process: lipid metabolic process. NCBI's taxonomy places the organism in Eukaryota, Apicomplexa, Conoidasida, Eucoccidiorida, Sarcocystidae. The record is from RefSeq and is a predicted model, not a curated record. The transcript is spliced from 11 exons. The coding region runs from base 1502 to 5023 and encodes 1173 amino acids.
AAAGAUACGGAACAAGAAGGAGCAACAUGAAAAAGGAAAAGGAGGCUUGAGUGUUCAGAAAGGAGAAGAGGCUGUGAAUCAGCGGAGAGACCUGUCAGUAGUGGACAAGUUCCGCUGCUCAGUUGAGUUGCGCCCCGGCUGUGAUGAGACGUUGCGGAGAAGUGAGAAACGCAACUCGAGAGAGAGAGAGACAGAGAGAGAAGAGACGAUCCACGAGAAAGGAUGGCAAAAGGCUGUGAAUGUCGGUCCACUGGAGUCGGACAACAGCGCGGCGUUGAGAGACACAUCGCCGCUUUUUCUCCGCUGGGCUCGAGCCUCACAAGCGACCCAGGGGAGUCUCAGAGCAUCGAUGCUCGGUUCUUCUGUUCUCGCUGUCAGUGUUGACGACGAACAAGCGCAAACGGCUUCUCACGAGUCUAUCCAAGAAUCGCGAGCUUUUUUACGCGAAUGUUCUCCCCUCCACUCCAGAAAAAAGCUGAAGCGUCUCCCUUCUUGCGCCGCGUCUCCAGCGUAGCUCGCAGAGCUCCUUUUGUGCCGUGGCUGGUCGAGGAAGGAGGGCCUUGCGUUUUUCUGCAUUUCGCGAGGAGGGAGGACCUCGAUUGCUUUGCUUCUUCUCCUGGAAAAGCGAGGGUCUUCUCUCCUCUCUUUCUCACCCGCCUCACCUUCUCAGGUCUGUCUCCUGAGGCAGAUGUCCCCUCUCUCUCCCGGCUUCUGGGUGGAGAGAAGCGCGACUAAACGGCGAGGGCGGACGCCUGUUCUCCACAUUCGACUUCUCCACUUUCCUCAGCUUUUCCCAUGACUGUCUCUAUGUAGAAGCUCCUCGAGGCUGAGACGCGCCAGCAGACUGGGAAGGAGCGUCACAGUCUUCAGAGCCGUCCGCUUCUCCGUCACUUGCACCCUUCGAGUCUGAUUCGUUAGAAUACAUCCGGACAUCACCCUUUGUCACCGAACUCCCGCGUACUUGUCUCUGCCCGUUCUCUCCUUAAUCUUCCUUCGUUGCCCUUCUUUUCUCUCCUUGCUCGUUUCCUCUCUCCUUUCUCCUUCUUCUCUACCUCGCCAUUCUCGUCCUCUCCUUUCGCCUUCUCUCUCCUCCUUCUCUUCUUUAUUUUUUUCUCUCGUUCUCCCCUCCCUAGUCCUUCUCCGCAUUCUCUUCUUCUCACCGUCCGCUUUCUUUUCUUUUUUUUUCUCUGCCUCUGCGAGGACGCACCCUUCGCCUUUCCUCCGUCCCGAGAGCCGAGCUGUUCUUCCUCGUCAUCUCUCCCGUCUCCCGCGUCCUUUUGCGUCUCUGUGUCUCUCCAAGUUUCAGCAGUUUUCCGCGUCUCCACUUGGCUGGCGUCUUCCCUCGCCCAUACGGUUCCAUACUGUUCGUCUUCGCGACCGCUCGCCUCUCACUCUGCGCCUGGAAAGGCGAAGUUCUCACACCUCAUAUCCUCCUCGCCUCUUCUGCUUCACCUUCUUCGUCGACCUUCCUCAGACUCGCCUCUCUCUCUCUCGUAGAACUAUGGAAACCACACCGCCUUGUUCCGAGAUGCCUCAAGAGCGCGAAGUUGUCUCCUUUCUCGCGUCUCGUUCGGCUUCAUCUUCUUCCUCUUCGUUCUCGCCGGCCCCGGACUCACUUGCACCUGCCUCCUCUCCACAGCCUGACUGCGCUCACGCUGCGUUCGUCACUUUCGGAGAAAACCAUGAAAAUUACGAGUCAGGAGAUGGAAAACCUGGGCAGGCGCACUGCCGGGGACCAGCGCCCCAGGACGCCCCCGCGCGCGUAGAGGCCGCGUUCUUCUCUCGUGCUCGCCGAAACUCGACAGCCUCUGAAGACCCUCGGGCAACUGACAAGGGGACAGAGAGGGCAGGAGAGAGACCCGCAAGACGCUCACAGUCCGCAGACCUUCUCGUCUUUCCUCUGCCUCUCGCGGACGCUCUUCAUUGCCGCUCUUCUUCGUCUCUCAGUGGAAGAGGAACACUGAAGGCCAGACACAGCAAAGAGGGACUCGACCUCUCUCCCAGGGUCUCUGUUGUCGACCGCAUGGUGUCGAAGACAAGCCAUGAAGUUCUUCUUUCUCUCCCGGGAUAUUACACCCUCUGCGUCGCAAAUAAAACAGAUAGUUCCUGGGAUGGCCUCUUCAUGGGCUUGGCGCAGAUGCGCGUUGUCUGCGAAUACUCCCUACUCGCUCCGCCUACGUCCCUCUGCUCUCUCUGGAACACGAUCUCUCCUCCAGAUGCUCGCAAUUAUCCCUCCCCUCUCUAUUCUUCUUCUGAAAGUUGUUCGCCUUCCUCUCCCUGUUCGCCUUCGCCUUCUACUUCCUGCUCGACUUCUGCUUUCUCUCUGGCAGCCUCUUCGCCUUCUCGUCUCUCCUCGAUGCGCUCUCAGCCGCCCGCCAACCAAGACGAAAACGAACCUCGACAGGAAGCGACUCACGCAGGUGCAUGCAGCAAAGGAGCUGCAGCUCCGAAGACGGACACCGAAGUCCCAGAAAGCGUUUUUUCCUCAGAACCAGACACCGCGCUCUCCGACGGCGGCGUUCGUGAGGACCGAUCGUCGAGGGAGGACAGACCGACGGCGCGAGUGAACAAUGGCGGCGCGACGCUGCGGGACGCUCCGCAAAGAGAGCCACAAGCGCGUGGUGUCGUCCGCAUGCAUUCGUCGGCCUCUGCCUCUUUCGCCCAAGACCGGAAAUCUCCCUUCCGGCAUUUCGACGCGAUACGCCCGGGCGAGCACCGGAGAGCCUCGCGACUGUUGUGUGGGGAGGAAUCGCUUGUCGGGACAAAGCCGCAGAACUACUCGAAUUUCAGCUGGCGCCACAGCCAGGUGCCUCUUCCGCCUCCCUUGGUAACCGCGAGGUGUACGAACAGCCAAGGCGAGGAGGAGGGAACGAAUUCGUUUAAUCCGUUUAGUCGCGAGGGAUCGGAAGGCGAAGAAGAUAACGACGGAGAGCCAGACGGAUGCGGUGUCUCGCAGCGCGGAGGUCCCUCGUCCGUGUCUGCGUCUUCUUCUUUUGGGAGGUCGUCUUUCUUUGGCGGUCAAGAAGCUUCGGAUACCGAGAGCGACGCGCCUGUCGUCGUUGUCUGCGCGUCGCGAGAUGCCGAGAAAAAGCCUUGCGUCUCUUUCGGCGCUUCUGGACGUCGUCCGGAAUGUCGAGACGCUUCAACUCACAAGGCCGUCCCGCGCACAAGCAUGGCGGACCACGCAGUCGGAGGCGGCUUUGCUUCUGCCUCUCCGUUUGCGACAGACGACGGUGGAAGCGAAGAAGGCCGCAGAGAAGCAGAAGAAUGGAAGGGAGACGGAACUGGAGGGAAGCCACAAAAAAGCACAGAGGAGGGAGAAGAAGCAGAAGGCAAGGAAAUCGGUGGAGAAAAGAACCACGCAGAAGAAAAAGAUGAAGCAAUGAUGGCCAAAGACGGUAACGGGCACGAAGCAGCAAACGAGGCAGAAACCCCCGAGGAAAGGUUGCGAGAAGACGCAGAAAAGGAAUCCGAGGAACCAAGUCGCCUCCCCGCUUCAUUCACCCAGGCGCCUCUCCACGCGUCAGCCGCGCGAGUUGGGUCUCGCGAUGUCUCCGUCAAUGAGAUGCCUGGUCUCGCUCGCGAGGGAGACACGGCGUUUAUGCGCACCGACCGGGGGCAUGGACACCGCAGACAGCGCGACCCGUCGCUGCCGCGAGGUGCCAGUCAACAGCUGCUUUCCCUGAAGGAGAAAGGGAGACUUCUGGUUCCCUUGGCAACUGUUCGGUACGCCUUCUUCCGCGUCCGUCACCCUGGAACUGUUCUGCGCCUUCGCGUGUACACCGCCAUGUCUCUGGGCAUGCGACUGAAGGCCUCAGUGUCUCUGAGCUUCUGCGGAACGCCGGCAGAGAUUCCACGAAAAAACAGUGUCCCCUUCGACCUCGACAGGUGUACCAUGCUGACGCUGGACGACGGCGGGGCGUUGACGUUUGUCUCUCUGUUUGUGUUGCGUCGCCUGGAGAAGGAGUUGCAGUUUCACCUCAACGACUCUUCUCUUCAACUUGCCUCUGCGUUUGACCUCGUCGCAGGCAGUGGCUUUGGCGGACUCGUCGCGCUCGGACUUCUGCGUGGGCUGACGCUGUCUGAGAUGCUCUCGACGUGGACAGAUGCGAACGACGAAGAAGCGAAGGCCGAAAGUCGCGGAGGCUUUUUUCAAGCUCUACUGCGAGAGGGUGGCAUGCGCAGCCGUGUGCAGCAGCUUCUUGUGGAGCAUCUCGGCGAACAAUUUCUUGGCACAUUUCCUUCCGGGCCUUACUGCUUGGUAACGGCGGCAGACGUCCUUUCGCAGCCGCAUGAGGUUUUCAUUCUCAGAAGCUACGACCACGUGCGUCCUGCUCUGCAUGCGCAUGCCUACCGUGGGACGGCGCGGGUGCCUCUGUGGGUGGCUGGGUGGGCCACUUGCGCAGACGGCCAUCACAUCAAAGCCAUGUCCAAGAGUGACUUUUCCUCGCUAGGAUAUCAACUGGAACCCGCAGUUCAACUUCAACAAAAGUCUCCGUCAACGAGCAAUCCCACUCUUCUCGCACUCGAAGAAAUGGCACGACUGGCAGAUAAACCACUAAGCAAGUUCAUUCAGGAAAAUCUUCAGCUUCUGAUUUCUGUCGGGUCCGGAAGUGCUUCACCGGAUGGCUUCGACCUUUGCCUCCGAGGCAACGGACGCUCUCUGUCUCGUGGAGAGAAGCGGGAGUUUCUCACUGAGGCGUGGGCGAAGAAGCAUCAAGUUCAUCGAGAAGUUCUGCACUGGCUCGCGGAUACUCAGAACAUGUAUUACAGGCUAAAUCCGCCUCACGGGGACCACUGCACUCCGCAGUGCAUAGACAGCCGGAAGCAUGAAUUUCUUCGCGCUGUGACGGAAAGUUAUUUGGUGGACGAUAAAUUCUUCGAUGUGAAAAUGAUUUCUCGUCUCCUUGCACAUCGAAUUCUCGCUCUCAGAGAAAGGACCCCGCCCCCGACCGCUGCCGAUUCUAGCUGCAUGCGUUCUUGGAAACGGAAUCUUAGAGCAGACCGCUGGCCGUACAUGUAAACUUCUGACACCACUCUCUGUCGCUCUGUGUGACGUACUCGACACGCGAGAAUAUUUGUUAGGGACGCGGCAACAUCCUGCAACUGUAAAGAACUCGAUGGACUUUAUCGCAUCACAUGAGUCCGUAACUGUGAGUGAAUACUGGUUUUAUACAUUUCAGUGUCCUAGUCACGAUAACAUCUGUGUUUAUUCGAUCUGGGUUCUACCAAUGUAUACACACAAGAUUACCGAAUGGAACGGUGCUCUUGAGUGGGACGGUGCAAGCUGUGAGAGUGGAAGUUGCGAACUGAAACGAACGCACAUACAAAAAAAGGACAACGUUUUGGAAAGGGGGGACAGACGGGCGAUUCGCGCGUCUGUUCUGUUCUCGGGGCAACGAGGCAUUUGUUUUGAUUGGAAAGAAGUUCGUGGAAGUUUUUGAAAACCGAUUUUCGAAAUGCGACAAUCAUAAAUUAGCUGCAGCGGCGCGAGGUGUGUGUGCAUGUUUUGAGUGCAGUGAAGAGUAAUGCAGUUUUGAAUUGAGGGAACGCUGUGAAAGAGCCCAGGAGACUCUCACAGUGGCAAUUCAACAGUCUCGCGUGUUUUCAAGUAUGUAUUGUACCUCAAAAUUUCCACAUUCGACGGAGAGACCUUGACGUGAAGUUCCUAUGAGGAUCUUCAAAAGAAAGUUGGUAAUGUGUCUAUCUCCACUUUAGGUUUUGUGUCAUUGGUAUUGUACGCUUAAUGUGAUAGCCAUUUUUGCUGAGUCUCAGCGUGUUUCGUUUAGACAAAAACAACAGUCAAUAAUUGUUGUGCGGCUGCAGUGGCUCUGUUGUCUCAGUUGCGACCGAAACGAUACUUCUCACUUUUGCGUUCAUGGCGCACACACGCAGAUGUCGCCACUAUUUGAGGAGUUCCUUUUUAAUGGUGAAGUAGGACAAAUCGGUGGAGCAGAUGGCAACAAAACUGGCGUG